CACUCUAUCUACCGCUGCUGCCUGAACGGUCCAUUCUCCGCAACUGCUGCCCGCAGCUUCCUGCGGAGACCGGCCUUUCACAAGCUCAAGUGCUCUUCACUUUGUUGUUCUGCUCGCACCGCUCCUCAUCCCCUCCUCACCUUCCCUCGCCUCACCCCUCAAUCGCCUCACUCUUGCUUUCCCCACUCCCCACUCACCUCCCCAAUUCCUGCCAGGUCAUUCUGAUGGACCACGUGGAUUGGCUGGGGCAGCGUGACAUUGACACGCUCUGCCAAGCACUCAGGGACCAAGUCAAGCCUGGAGGCCGUGUCAUCUGGCGCAGUGCGUCGCGCAACCCCGAGUAUGCCAAGGACAUCGAGAAGGCUGGAUUCAAGGUGGUGCAAGUGCGCUCCAUCACACAGCAGCAGUACAUGGACCGAGUCAACAUGUACGCCAGCUUCUACGUCGCAAUCCGCAACGGAGGCCCCGAGAACAUCCAGAUCUUCAAUGAGCCGCCCAACCCUCUUGCCCUCACCAAUGGCACUGAUGCUGCUGCCCCCACCGCUAGCUCCUGA
Messenger RNA from Closterium sp. Naga37s-1, 554 nucleotides. The record is from the annotation of a GenBank genome assembly. NCBI's taxonomy places the organism in Eukaryota, Viridiplantae, Streptophyta, Zygnematophyceae, Desmidiales, Closteriaceae.